UCAUGCCACAUCCCGCUUGUAAUUUCACUCGUAUUCCGAACGUAAUUCGUGAUAAUAAUUAUUAAACGUAAUAUCUGGAUCGAAAGAAGAAGUACCGGAGGAAAAGUCACGUUGGUUGAAUCGAAGUUAACAUCGCAUAUACGUAGAGUUGUAGAGAGCGUCCUUCCGGCAGGCGUUCAGAUCCCGUUCUGAUUGCGACAAGUCCAGUUUUCAUAUGCGCGCACGUUCGGCUUGAUCGAAGUACCAAAUCAAGUUUCCUUCCCCAAUGAGAAUGGACAUCUUUAUAUAAUCGUUUAUCGUGCUUUAAAUGGCUCGUGCAAGGCCAGUAUUUAAUUAGUACCGUAGCACAGUAGUACUACUACAGAAGUGUACCAGGCGAUUAGUACGCUAUAGCGUUGCUACUCGAGUCGGUAUACCGACCGCCAUACUCGGCCUGUAAUCAGCUGUAGCAAGCCAGUGAGGGGGACCUGCGGAUGGUGGACGAGUGUUUACGAAGCCUUCACCCGCGCGUCGAGUGAUGUUCUAGUCCAAACUCUCUCGUCUCGCCGAGAGGAAAACCGACAAGAUGGAUGCGACGGCAGACGGCAAAAGGAUGCAGGACCUUCCGCCGAAGGGAGGCUACGGUCCCAUCCAGACCGAGAGGAUAAAAUUACGCACCAUUCUCGGCGCCAAGAGCACGAUCGCGCUUUUCGUAACCACGACGCUCGCCGGAUUUUACGCCUACUAUCGGAGCUUCAAGGUGGUCAGGCGUGAGCAGAUCGAGAUGAGAAGCGCGCGCCUGGCUAUAUUGCCAUUAUUGCUGGCGGAACGAGACAGAGCCAUCUUGAAGCAAAUGAGACGCAAUCGUGACGCCGAGGCGGAAUUGAUGAAGAAUGUAGAGGGCUGGGAAGUUGGAACUUACUACGGAGAACCGAUAUUCUACCUGGACGACUACAAUCAGUUUAGAGAGCCAUUGUACUUCGAACACUUUGGGCACGCUGAUCCGAAUGUAGUCCGCGCACGUACCGAGCGUCACGCGUUGACGUAAGAAUGUCGUUUGUAGCGCUUGGCGUUCAAGAUUCUAGCCAGCUGUGGAUCUGGUAAUGCGACAAACUGGGAUAAUAGUGUUAAUAAAUAGGGAGAAGUAAUUACUGCAAGUAUAUACUGCAAGCAUAAUUGCUACGAAUAAGAGAGUUUGGAACUAUAGGUUACAAUAAAAUUAUGUUAUGUAACA
Molecule: messenger RNA, 1213 nt
Organism: Wasmannia auropunctata (little fire ant)
Lineage: Eukaryota; Metazoa; Arthropoda; Insecta; Hymenoptera; Formicidae
Gene: ND-B16.6
Product: NADH dehydrogenase [ubiquinone] 1 alpha subcomplex subunit 13
Exons: 4
Coding region: 566-1027 (153 amino acids)
Source: RefSeq, a predicted model, not a curated record